This is a messenger RNA of Rotaria socialis, 1674 nucleotides long. NCBI's taxonomy places the organism in Eukaryota, Metazoa, Rotifera, Eurotatoria, Philodinida, Philodinidae. The record is from the annotation of a GenBank genome assembly.
AUGCAAAAUUUUCGUAGUAAAUUAUCCGAUUUUCAACGAGAACAGUAUCGUAAUCAUGAUGCAGCAGCUCGUAAACGUGCUCGUGCUGCUAGCAAGCAUCAAUCAAAUGCAUCAUUUGGCUCGAAGCAAAGCUUCGGUAAAUCUGUCAAAAAAGUGAAAAAAAAUCUCCCGCAAGAUCCAGCAAAACAAAAGCUAGUCAUUCAAGCAAUUGCUCAGUCGAUUGGGCUAUUAGGACCAUCUCUUCACAAACGUAACACCCGUCAUUUAUCAUGUAAAUUGAAGGAUGAUAUUGUUAAAUUUUAUUGUCGAGAUGACAUAUCUUAUCAAAUGCCGGGAAAAAGAGACACGAUCGUUGUCAGGCAGAAUGGAACAAAAUCGACUCAUCAAAAACGAAUUUUACUAUACAACAUUCGCGAAGCACAUCAAUUGUUUUUAUCGGAACGUUCUGGCUCUGCUUUAGACCUUUCUAAAACGAGUUUUGCUGAACUACGCCCACAAUAUGUAAUGAUCAAAGCAUUGAUGGGCCAUCGUGUAUGUGCGUGUGCAUAUCACGAGAAUGUGAAUCUGUUGUUAGAAGCUUUAGCAAAACAUGUGAAGGGUGGAUUUUGCUCGGAUUUGCACACGUUUACAAGUUCUUUGGUGUGUGAUGAGUCGAAUGAAGCAUGUAUGUUCUCAAAGUGCAAGACAUGUUCUAAAUUUUUCGAGAUAAAAGUUGAAGGAAAUAUUGUCGAUUUCACGAUAAAGAUCCAAUGGCUUCAAUGGACCAAUAAUAAUGGUCGCUCAGAGAAGGAAGAAUCUGAAGGAACUGUGAAAAGUUGUGUUCAACAUUUAUCUAGUCUCAUUCAGCAAUAUUUAUCACAUGUGUUUAUCAAACGUGCUCAAAGUAGUCUCUUUGAAGAACUUAAAGAAAGUACGGAUGAUAAAAAAGUUCUUCUUCAAGUUGACUGUGCUGAAAAUUUUGCAAUGGAUCAGCAAGACGCUAUUCAGUCAGCAUAUUGGAAUACCAGAAUGUUGUCAAUUUUUACAGCGCACGCAUGGUGCGGAGCAAAUAAUUAUUCGUUCGCAUUAGUAUCUGACAACGUUACUCACGAUAAAUGUUGUUUGGUUGUGUGUCUGAAUAACAUUAUUACUAAACUGAAACAAUAUUUACCAGAUUUGGAAGAGAUUGUGUUCUUUAGCGACGGGGCAGCAUCGCAAUUUAAACAGCGAUAUCUGCUUCAAAACAUGACACGAAUGAUGGUGGGACAUACUUUGAAGUUAUCGGGGAAUUUUUCUGCCCCUUCCCAUGGGAAGGGAGUGGUUGAUGCGAUUGGCGGAAUGGUUAAACGAAUGGUUUGGCAAGAAGUAAUGGCAAAGAAACAGUAUCGAUCAGCUACCGAUUUCGUUUGCAUCGCCAAAACAAAAACAAACACGAUUAUUCUCGACGAAAUCUCACAAACGGAAAUAGAUGUAGCAAAAUUAAGACUUGAACAGAUAUUUAUGGCGACAAAAUCGGUCAAAGAUACUCAAAAAUUGCACAGUGUCAUUGCUAUUCGUUCUGAUGUUAUAGAAUGUCGAAUCUAUGGUGAUUCAACAUCAAAAUGGGCUGUUUUUUCUGAUUUUUAUUUAUUAAAAGCAAAAAAAUGUACCGUUUUUUGUCCGACAAGAAUAUGUAUAAGCAUUAGUGAAAAAUAA